CGAUCUGUAUCUAAUACCUUUGGAGGUGUUUGUUUUUGUUUAAAACUUUUCGUAACUAAAGCUUUGUUAAUUUAGUACUCACUCAGUUCAUUCAACUGUAUUUAGUUCAGUAUUGGUAAUAAAGUGAGAAAUAUAAUCUUAAAGUGAGAAGUGGUGUUGUAACGUUGUUUGAAAGUGUCCAGUUUAAAAGUCAAGAUUAUAUUGUAUUUAUUUUGUUAUACUUAAAUUCAUCUACAAUUCAGCUUAUACAAGGUCAAACAUGACAAGAGCUACAGGCACCAGAUCCUCCAAGAGGAAGCCAGGAAAGACCAGCCAAGAAAUAAUUCCUGAAGAUUUUAAACAGAUUUCACCAUCAAUUUUAAGCCAGUCAAGUGCCAAACGAACAUUGUCGCAAAACACACGUUCUGCUGUUAUGAAGGAAAACAUUUCCCCAAAGGAACCGAGCAGAAGACCCUUGAAAUCAAUGUCUGUUCAUAAAAAAGAGGUUUAUUCACCUGUCAGAAAAUCUGUAAGGCACCAGAAAUCCUCAUCAUCUGUCCAAGAUGCGGUUCUUAAAAACAUAUCUGAGAGGAAUGUUUUGUGUGACAAAACCAAUUCGUUGAAGACUAGGGGAAAAGAUAUCAAGAAGAAAAAUAUUGAAAUAAUUCAAACUAUUGAGAAUAAAAAAAAUACUGUAUACAAAAUAAUUAGUGUACCAGAUCCCAAUUUGAGCAAUUCAGUACAAGAAGAUUCGAGUGACGAAAAUAAAAUUGGUAAAGGAACCCAUGUUCCAAUCUACAAAAAUAAAGGGUUGCUUGACAUAGGAUCUGAAAGUAAAGCGCUACCAGAAAUUAAAAAUGAAGGCGUCUAUGAGUUUGAAGUUGACGAAAAUGAAGAACCUAUCCAGAAAAAGAGACGAAAGAAGAGAGUCAAUCCAAGAAAACCAAAAAUAGGACCUAAAGCUUUGACCAUCAAUAAUAUAAAAUACAGUUCUACAGAAAGUUUGGUAUCCUUGCCAGAAAAACCGAUAGCACACAAAAAGAGACCGACAAAAGGCGCUAAAGAUAACUUGAAACGGUGUCCAUCUAUGGUUACUUUAAAUGAUAAUGAAGACACGUGUUAUUCAGUAAAGAGCUUCAUGUCUCACCCUCCAUCACUGGUUUCUCGUGAAAAUAAAAAUUUAAAAUCAAAACACCAGUUAAGUGUGUUGCAAGAGACUCAGUCUGAACAGUGUGCAAGUCCAGUUAACAUUGAUUUGAUUAAUGAACGUCUGCCUGAUAAUAAUUUGGGCUCCACUACUCCUUUCAAUAUUUCUGUAAACUCAAAGAAGAACAGCAAUCCUUCUACUUCUGUAUUAUCGAAUUUCUCCCCAAACCCGAGGUGUUACGUUUCAAAAACAAGUAAUAAAACUAAUUCCAACCUCAGUCGUCAUAGUGAAGCAUACCAGAAGUCAGCCAAUGAUACUUUACCCCUGCAAUUAAGUUCUUGUUCAGCCAGUGUAUCAGUAAUCUCCAACCACGAUUUCCUCUCUUCCACGCCAUGCAAGCGUUCUUCGUUGGUUGUCAGGAAUAAUAGCGUGUUCGACGAUUCUUGUGACCUUCCGCACGGCAUGCGACCGAGCACCGACUUCAUCAAGGAUGCUUCUGUGUCAGCUAGUGCUUCUGUUGACCACUGCUUUGGAUUCGAUGAACCUGAAGAGCUGGAGGAACCACUUGUUUCACCCAUCAAAGCCAGUAUUGAUCUGGUGCCUAGAAAACCAGUUAAAUUGCUCUCGUGGAAAACCGAGCCAAAUCAAGUGGACAUACCUAAACCGAGCACACAAGAAGUGAUUCAAAUGCUUAAGGCGUCAAUUCUGAAGGCUGCCACUAAACAGACAAGUGAUGUUUUUGACAUUUCAAAUCAUCAGUGUAGCUCACCGACACUAACGGAAGAAUGUAGUGAAGUGGCAGUCAGCUUCGUAAAGCCUCCUAGACGCUCGUAUGAACGACAAAGACGAGUCAGAUACUACAGUGAACACGAGGAGGAGGAGGAUAAUGAAAGUGGGAAAGAAAACAAUGUUGAAGAAGAAAAAGAAAAUGUCCCCAAAGUGGUUAAAAACUGUUACAAAAAGAAAGGCAACACAACAAAAACCACAAAACCAAGAGUAACAAAGUCAAAACAAAGGGCAGCAAAAGAGGAAGAAGAAUUGGAAAGGCUUGCUGCACAAAUGAAUGCCCAAUUUCAACAGAUUGAAAAGGUGAAUCUUGUUGUGGAGUAAAAUCUAUCUACAGCGCGGACAGUACUUUAUCUUAGUUUUUUUUGUGUGUUGAAUCUUGUAGUUAUUUAUUGUAGAAAAAAAAACAAAGAAAAGCUUUACUAUCUAUUUGGAACUGUGAACAAAGAAUACAAGGUUUUUUGUACAAAGAAAUGAAACUGAGUUUGACUAAAAGAAUUUAUUAAUGCAGUCGGUAGGAAUAGUCUUCAAAAUGCUAGUGUGCCAGUAAAACAUUCCCAACUUGAUUCCGGACAUCAGCUGUCACAUCUUCUAGAAACUCGGUGACGUAUUUUGGAUGGCGGGUACAUCUUUGACAGUGACCAUUCAGACUUGUAUUGAGUUUUAGGAGUAGGUAAAAAGUUCGCAGGAAUCACAAUCAGGGCUGCGGUGAGUUGGCAGUCGCACAGAAGUCAUGUGGGCUGAGUAAACCUUGUUGGUGGUUUGUCAACGAUCAAAAAAGAGUUGGAGUCCAGGAGAUUUUUUUUUAUUUUGGUCACACCUUUAUCUAUUCCAUUACGAAAACAAAGACAAUGUGGUAUCUCGCAUGACAAUGUGUUGGAAAGAUGUACAGAAACAUCCAUCUUCAAUCGUCCACCAUUUGUUCUGGAACUCACUAAACUACCGGAAAGCGUAAGACCUGACAGGUCUUUGUGAUCUUCCUAACCAAGCCUCUCGGUGAAGGUUUUGCCGAGGUGAACGCAAACGUUAAUUGCUAGUUUUAGCGAAUCCUUUGAUGUUUUCUGCAAUUAGAGAAACUCAAACUGCUUUUGUUCUAUGGAUGAUGAUUACUACGACAAAGCUCGAAUAAGAUUGGGACCAGUACAGUGCUUAACCUAAACUCCCUACCACAAGGAGUCGUGCUGCUUACGACUGGUGCACUACAGGGGUUACUUCAUUAUUAUGUGGACAAACCCUGUAAAUGUAUAUAUCUCUAUUUAUAGCACUGACAACGCUUUACCGUAGUUUUUUUAAUCUUAUAGUUAUUACUGCAAGGAGGAAAAAUAAUAAAUAUAUAUUAUUGUCCGUUUUUCCAACUUGAUUUUUUUUACUAGUUACAAUUUAUAUAAACCUCAGUUGAGAACCAUUUUGUUCAAAUCUAUCAAGAGCACUGACAAUACUUAACGUAGUUUGUUGUAUUCAAGUUGUGUAUUUUUACUAUAGCACAUUAAAAAACUACAUUUAAUAACUAUUUAGAACUAUGACAACAAAAUAAUAAACAGAUAUUGUGUUUUUCUUGUUUUAAAUGUGACUUGUAUACAUUAUAAUUUCUUAUGAAAACAUUACAGUAGUUAUCAUUAUUAUGUUUACAACCAGUUAUUAUGAAGUGUUCUAUUGAACUAUAAAAAUCUAUAACAUCACUUUUCAUGUACUUUUACUAUGUCCUUAUUUUAUUGUUCCUCUUUCUUGUGAUCCACACUACUUUGUAAAUAAGGAUUUCUGAGCGAAACUAGAGUGAAGGUUGAGACAGAAAUAUCAAUUAACUAUGACAUAGCUGUAAGAUCAUGUCCUGAUAUAUAUUUUAUACGUGUUUUAAUUACAAUCUGACUAUAUAUUAUAAGUAUACAACCUAUUAUCUACUACAUCUGAGAUCCGCAGUAUUUUAAUUUUAUGUGUUAUUGACACACAGUAAGGAUUCUGUCUGGGAAAGUGCUUCAAUUUAUAAUUAUUCGGUGAAUAAUACCGGUAAAGUAUAUGUAUUUUAAUGUGUACUGUGUAUAUAAAAUCUUAAUAAAAAGUUUUUUUUAGAUUAAAAGCUGUGUAAAAGUAUGUGAUUUGUUAUAUCUCUAAUAAAUUUAAUUUUAUAUGCUA
Homalodisca vitripennis (glassy-winged sharpshooter) is the source of this 4042-nucleotide messenger RNA. RefSeq lists its product as uncharacterized. The record is from RefSeq and is a predicted model, not a curated record. Lineage: Eukaryota; Metazoa; Arthropoda; Insecta; Hemiptera; Cicadellidae. The transcript has 4 exons. The coding region runs from base 260 to 2236 and encodes 658 amino acids.